CAUCUUCUCCAAUAUGGAAUAUAGGAAUCUUGGGCUUAAUUUUCUCUUGUGGGCUUCUCAUGGUCAUCAUGGACCUUUCCACCUUUGUUUCAACUCUCUUCUCUUUAGCCCUAGUGGCCUUGAUCAUACGCCAAUGGCUCAUCGGAGUUUCAAUGAGGAGGAGUAGAAUCCUUCCACCAGGCCCACCAAGGUGGCCCAUAGUUGGAAACCUCUUCCAAUUGGGCCAACUCCCCCACAGGGACCUAGCCUCCUUUUGCAACAAAUAUGGCCCAUUAGUCUACCUUCGCCUUGGUACCGUCGAUGCCAUCACCACCAACGACCCGGACAUCAUCCGUGAAAUUCUUGUCCGAAAAGAUGACAUCUUUGCCUCUCGACCACGGACCCUUGCCGCCAUCCAUUUGGCAUAUGGGUGCGGCGAUGUUGCCUUGGCUCCAUUGGGCCCACAUUGGAAAAGAAUGAGAAGGAUCUGCAUGGAACACCUACUAACAACAAAGCGGCUUGAGUCGUUUGUGAAUCAUCGGGCCCAUGAGGCACAAUACCUAGUCCAAGAUGUAUGGACCCGAGCCCGAACCCGAAAUCCCAUUAACUUGAGGGAGGUUUUGGGGGCAUUUUCAAUGAAUAAUGUGACUAGGAUGUUGCUUGGGAAGCAAUACUUUGGGGUGGAGUCAGCAGGCCCACAAGAGGCCCAUGAGUUCAUGCACAUAACCCAUGAGCUAUUUUGGCUAUUGGGCUUUAUAUAUUUGGGUGAUUAUCUUCCAAUAUGGAGGUGGGUGGACUUGUUUUAUGGAUGUGAGAAGAAGAUGAGAGAAGUGGAGAAGAGGGUCGAUGAGUUUCACAUGAAGAUCAUUGAAGAACAUAGAAGAAUGAGAGAGGAGAAGAAGAAAAAUGGGGUUGGAGGAAAUGAAGAUGGUGGAGAGAUGGAUUUUGUGGAUGUUUUGUUGUCUUUGCCUGGUGAAAAUGGAAAACGCCACAUGGAUGAUGUGGAGAUCAAGGCUCUAAUGCAGGACAUGAUAGCUGCGGCAACAGAUACAUCCGCUGUGACCAACGAAUGGGCGAUGGCGGAAGUGAUCAAGCAUCCGCGUGUCCUCCGCAAGAUCCAAGAUGAGCUCGAUUCGGUUGUGGGCCCGCACCGAAUGGUCUCUGAAUCAGACCUUCCCCACCUUAACUAUCUGCGCUGCGUCGUACGCGAGACCUUCCGCAUGCAUCCUGCUGGACCGUUCCUCAUCCCACACGAGUCCACACGCGCCACCACCAUCAACGGCUACUACAUUCCCGCGAAGACACGUGUCUUCAUCAACACUCAUGGGCUGGGCCGAAACACUUCGCUAUGGCCCGAUGUCGAGGAGUUUCGGCCAGAGAGGCACUGGCCCGCUGACGGGAGCCGAGUCGAGAUAAGCCACGGAGCCGAUUUCAAGAUUCUGCCUUUCAGUGCCGGGAAGAGAAAGUGUCCCGGCGCGCCGCUCGGUGUGACGCUGGUUUUGAUGGCAUUGGCUAGGCUCUUGCACUGUUUUGAUUGGGCCCCGCCUGAUGGGCUUCGGCCCGAAGAUAUUGAUACUAGAGAAGUUUAUGGAAUGACAAUGCCCAAGGCCCAGCCCUUGAUGGCCAUAGCAAGCCCUCGACUGGCGGCCCAUAUGUACAAAUGAUUAUAUGCCUUUCAUAUUUUUUGUAUUUUGAACUUAUCAUCGAAAAAUGGCUAUCUUUUUUAUUUUAA
This is a messenger RNA of Vitis vinifera (wine grape), 1711 nucleotides long. RefSeq names its product cytochrome P450 703A2. The coding region runs from base 60 to 1643 and encodes 527 amino acids. Gene Ontology annotation, molecular function: iron ion binding; oxidoreductase activity, acting on paired donors, with incorporation or reduction of molecular oxygen; monooxygenase activity. Lineage: Eukaryota; Viridiplantae; Streptophyta; Magnoliopsida; Vitales; Vitaceae. The transcript has 2 exons. The record is from RefSeq and is a predicted model, not a curated record.